This is a messenger RNA of Aspergillus nomiae NRRL 13137, 534 nucleotides long. RefSeq lists its product as uncharacterized. The transcript has 2 exons. The record is from RefSeq and is a predicted model, not a curated record. Lineage: Eukaryota; Fungi; Ascomycota; Eurotiomycetes; Eurotiales; Aspergillaceae. The coding region runs from base 1 to 534 and encodes 177 amino acids.
AUGGCUAGAUUCCCAGCAAUCCCCGCGGAUGAGCGCACCCUAUCCACGGACUUCAUUAAAGCAUUCGACAAACCUUCGCUCACCCGCCUUCACAGCUGGAAUGGCACGAUGCUUUUGGCCCGCUCCUGGGUCCUGAUGCUUCUUUGCCUUCUGACCGAGUAUGACACGCCGUAUGUCUUGUACGCGCAUGCCGAGAAUGCCUUGGCGGCUGGACUGUCGCGAGAGCAAAUUCAGCAAGCGGUACAUGGAAGGGUCCCCGGCGGACUCGACGAACAGGAGAGAAUGGUACAGUUGUGGCGACCAAUGCAGGAUGAGGAAUAUGAUGAGGCUGUCGGGAUCCUUGGUCGCGAGCGAAUCGCCGGGCUGGUCCACAUUGCAAGUCUAUACAUCUAUGCCGUAAUGUUGACGAACAUUGGCAGCGAUGGUGAUGUUCCACCCACGAAGGAAGGCAGUUUCAUUGCGACCAAGAAUCCCGCUUUGGGGGAAUGGGUUUCUUGGGGAGGAUGCUGCAUACAGAUAAAGCUGCGUGCAUGA